Xenia sp. Carnegie-2017 is the source of this 2239-nucleotide messenger RNA. RefSeq lists its product as uncharacterized. The record is from RefSeq and is a predicted model, not a curated record. NCBI's taxonomy places the organism in Eukaryota, Metazoa, Cnidaria, Anthozoa, Malacalcyonacea, Xeniidae. Gene Ontology annotation, cellular component: membrane. Bases 25 to 1548 code for a protein of 507 amino acids. The transcript is spliced from 2 exons.
ACUAAUUGUUUGUAUUCUGUGACGAUGCUUUUACUAAAAUCCUUCAUGUUGGGAUGGUUUGCAUUCUGCAAUUUGGGAUUUCAAUCAUUAUAUGCUGAGUAUUUUAAUCUAUUUUUGAAACAACUUGGCUUCAAUCCGGGGCAGAUAGGAUUGACGACGAUGUUCGGACUUAUUUAUCUGGCAAUCCCGUUUUAUCUCUACUUCGGCGAGAAAUAUCGAGCGAGAAAGGUAUUGGUUGUAUUUAACAAUUGUAUGAUGUUUGUCGUGUGUCUUUUACCUCUUUUGUCAUUGAUUGUGCCAUCGCUGAAAACAAAAUGUGUGGUAUCGUCGGAUAUAACGAAUAAAUCAAUUCAGAAUUCGUCAGGGCGUUCUUCACUUCUAUAUACUGCAGAUUCAUUGUCAAAUCGUGCCUUAAACUUGAGACGUGUUGGUAAUAAUACUCAAUCGCAAACAAUAUCAUCUCAAAACCAAUCUGAAAGGUCAAUAUCUCUGUUGUCCCAUGUAAAUCGUUUGUCAUUAAAUCGACGGCAAAACUUGUCAAAAUCAAGUGAAACAAACCAAAUAAAAUACUCCCACUUACGGCGCAGUCAACCAAGUAUCAUAAGCAUUUUAUUUCUUUUGCUAACUAUUUCUAGAACAUUGACUUUACUUUCAUCUGUUGUGAAUAUAAGCUCGUUGAACUCCGCAAUAGUGACUUAUCUUCGUGAAAGUAAAGCAAAAAUCGGUUAUUAUUUGAUGUGGGGCCACGCUGGCGCAGCCUUCUUUAUUGCUAGUACUUCGUUAUUGGCAAAGUUGACUAAAGUACGAUUUUGCGAUACGAUAGAAAAUGGAUAUUUUGUAUCGUUUAUAGUCGGUGGUAUAUGUCUUUUAUUAUCGAUGUUUUCGCUACCUUGGUUUGAAUAUGAAUACAGUGAUGCGAGAUCGUUCAAAUGGUCAGGAGUUCGAAAUGAUAUUCUCAGCGUACAUUAUGGCUUCAUGUUUGCUUUGUUGCUUUUUCUGGGCAUGUGCACGUCAUUUCAAUUGUUCUGGGAAUUUUGGUACUUGGAUAGACUGUCUGCGACUCCAUUGCUACUGGGAACGGCGGCUUUAGUUCGAAGGCCUAUUCUUGUUUUAUCAGUAUGUUCUUCAAAACAUUUGAUCACAACCAUUGGUGAAUUGAAAACAUUAUGUAUUUCGCUAUUAUUCUAUGCGUGUUCCUAUCUAGCUCUUGCAUUUGUUCGUAAAGCAUGGUUGGUUAUAGCUAUCGACACGAUACAAGCGACUGCAUAUGGAUUUUGUCACUCAGCGUUUGUCGUACAUUUCUCAAAAGCUGCAUCAAAAGAGAACUCCAAUAUGAUUAUAGGUUUACAAGAAACUACUUGGGCCAUUGGAUAUGACGGUGGAGCUACUUUAAUGGGAAUAUUGUUUCAUCUCUUUGGAACUCAGAUGACAUUUGUUUUAUAUUCAUCAGCAUCAGGCGUUUUGGUUUUUAUUUUAAUGUUGUAUAUUUACCAUACAAAAUCCUUUAAUGAUUAUAAAGAGGUAGACCAAGGUGGCGUCGACGAAUAAUUGAGUAUAUAUAUAUAUAUAUAUAUAUAUAUAAAGUAAUACAAAUUUUGCGCAACAUGGUCUGUUUCGAUGGAAUGGGGAGAGUUAUCGUUUGUUUAUACAAUUUAAGUGAUUUAUUGGGCCGCCUAUGGUAAUACCUGAAACUUGUUUUUUGACAGUGUUCAUUAAAUCGAUUUUUUAUCGACAAAUAUCUGCAUAAAAUUUAAAACAAAUCAAUGACUCUAACGCCAUUUGUUACCGUAAAAUUGACGGUGAAAACAUAGACAAAAUGUUAUUAAAAAAGAUCGAUUAAUUUAUCUUUUUAAUGAUGUUUUUAAAAAGCUAUUUUAUGAUAAAUAUUGCUUGGAAAUUGCUCAAAAUUGCUUGGAAACAUUGCAAUUCGUGCACGUGCUUGCCACGCAUGCAAAUUGUAGUUUCUCCAUAACUUUCCCGGAGUUUCUACAUCUUUAUAGAAACUUCGUUAAAUGUAGCAGUCCAAAAUUUGAGCAAGCGAUUUUAAAUAUGAAGGAUCAUAGAGAAAUAAAAAUUAUUAUAAAGAUGAAAAUUAUAUUUCCAUUAUGAGAUAUAUGUUGUGUCACUUGGGCAACACAGCAAAAUACUUUCAACCAUCGUAUCGUCCUUGAUUUAGUGGGAAUUUGGACAGUAUCAGAAUGAUACACGAAUAAACUACAACCUAGUUUACUACGAUGCA